Messenger RNA from Gadus morhua (Atlantic cod), 762 nucleotides. RefSeq names its product snaclec stejaggregin-B subunit beta-1-like. NCBI's taxonomy places the organism in Eukaryota, Metazoa, Chordata, Actinopteri, Gadiformes, Gadidae. The coding region runs from base 118 to 642 and encodes 174 amino acids. The transcript is spliced from 4 exons. The record is from RefSeq and is a predicted model, not a curated record.
UUUGUUCGACAACAUAAUGGAAAGUGGUACACUGGUGGAAUUUCGACCAAAUUAUUUUUCAUCUGUUAUGAUGGUAACAGAAAAGGUGGAGAACGAUAUGUCUUGGUGAGCAAGGCAAUGUCCUGGACCGAUGCACAGGUGUACUGCAGGAGUACCCACACAGACCUGGUCAGCAUCAGGAACCCAGAGGAGAACCAGGCAGUCGCGACGGCAAUUGAUGAAUUGAAUGUCUGGAUCGGCCUAUUCAAAUAUGGAGAACACUGGUCGGACGGGCGCAACUCCUCCUUCAGACAUUGGAGUCCCGAUUUCGGUGUUCUCCUCCCUCAAAACUGCGCUGUGAUGACUGGCAGGACUUCUGGAAGAUGGGGCCAACGAUCAUGUGAUGAGUUGCAUCCGUUUCUCUGUACCUGUACUAGGAAGCGGGUUCUCAAGGUGAAGGUGCGUUUAGAGGACAUCCAGGAACUGAACGACCCUGCCAUGAAUACUGCCAUCUUGAAUCAAACCCAACAGUUGCUGAACGAAGCGACUUUGAGCAACCACCAUAAGAUGGUGUGGAAAAGCAAUUCUGAGGGUCAGGUCUUCACCAAGGAGCAGUGUCAGGAGGACCAAGAGCAAGAGCAAGACUUCUGUGAUACUGUAUAGCCUCACAAAUCAGCAGAUUCAUGCCUAAAGUCUGUGGGGACAUCGAGUCUGGAUGAAAGGAGAUCCCUCUACUUUUGUUCUUUUUGCCCGAUUUUCAUUUAGUAAAACAUAAAUCCCGAG